Hylaeus anthracinus is the source of this 555-nucleotide messenger RNA. RefSeq names its product 40S ribosomal protein S20 (gene RpS20). The record is from RefSeq and is a predicted model, not a curated record. The transcript has 3 exons. Gene Ontology annotation, molecular function: structural constituent of ribosome. Gene Ontology annotation, cellular component: ribosome; cytosolic small ribosomal subunit. Bases 135 to 500 code for a protein of 121 amino acids. Lineage: Eukaryota; Metazoa; Arthropoda; Insecta; Hymenoptera; Colletidae. Gene Ontology annotation, biological process: translation.
CGGAAGUCAUGUUUCUUCGUACCCAUUCGUACCCUUUCUGCUUGGCGCAUGCAACGUAUGCACGCACUGGUUCAGCGCUGAUCAGUUUUAUUUGAAUAAAAAUUGAUUACCUCGACCAGGAAGACAGAUAAACAAUGGCGAGUACAAAAACUGAUAACCCUGAAAAACCAGGACAAGAAGUAACUCCUAUUCACAGAAUUAGGAUUACACUUACAUCGCGUAAUGUACGGUCUCUUGAAAAAGUUUGCUCGGAAUUGAUCAAUGGAGCAAACAAACAGAAACUCAGAGUUAAGGGGCCAGUUCGCAUGCCUACAAAAAUAUUGAGGAUAACCACGCGCAAAACACCUUGCGGCGAAGGGUCAAAAACUUGGGAUCGUUUCCAAAUGCGUAUCCACAAGAGAGUUAUUGACUUGUAUUCGCCAUCAGAAAUUGUGAAGCAAAUUACAAGCAUUUCUAUCGAACCUGGUGUAGAAGUGGAAGUCACAAUCGCUAACGAAUAAAACAUUUGUAUAAAACUGUACAAAAUUUUAAUACAAACAUGAGAAAGUACUAAAA